GUUUCGUGAGAGGAAAAAAAAGUGCGACUUUCUUUCAUUUUGGGAACCACACUUGCAUCAUGCUUUUUUUGUAAUCGGAGGGUUCUUGCUAGAUGGGAUUGGGUUUCUUUUUCUUCUUUUUCCUUCAAUGUAUAUAUCUCUGGAGGAGGGAGGGAGGUGUGAGGUCUUCAGGUUCGUCCGGAUCCCAUCUUUCUUGUCUUGUCUUGUCUUGUCUUGUGUUUUUUUUCUCUUUUUCUUCCUAAAUGUUUCCUUUGCAUCGGGCCGGGGAGGGGCUUGGGGGCUUUUCCAAAAUGUUUUUUCUUUUUUUCUUUGUUUCGUUUCCUCCAUUCAUAUCAUCAUAUCAAAGGCGCGACAAGGCGUAUGGAACUGUGCUUGCUUGCUUGCUGGGCUUGGAUUGUGUUGGGCUUGUGUUAGGUGGGAAGGGGGCAUCGUCAUCCUUUCUGUGGCCUUUUCACACUUUUCCUUCACACUUUUCAUUCACCUUUAACUACCUCUGGAGCUGGAGCAUACUUUACUUUACUUUGCUCUAUGCUCUAUGCUCUAUGCUCUAUGCUCUAUGCUCUAUGCUCUAUGCUCUAUGCUCUAUGCUCUAUGCUCUAUGCUCUAUGCUCUAUGCUCUAUGCUCUAUGCUCUAUGGAAGUUGGAAGUUUACAUCUUUUGACUCAUGUAUGGACGGCUCUGGGCUGCAAAGUCAUCGAGGUCGAGGGCGAGGGUCUGGGUCUGGGCGUGGGCAGUUGGUGGGAGCGAGGGUGGGGGUUGAAGGGGGGUGAAUAUGCAUAUUCCAGUGCACUCUGCAAUGUAUCCUUCACUCAUCGCAUCUCACGUGGAUUGUUAUACUAAUCAGUAUUUGGAGCUUGGAGCUUGAAGCUUGGGGGAUUGGGGGCGAUGGGGGAUUUAAUGUGAAGGCCAAGGCUCUCGGAGGCGGCGGGGAUGUGUUUUCAGCGACGUUCGGACCGCUUUUUUGGCGUGCCGGGUGAUUUGCUUUGAUUGAAG
Messenger RNA from Tricharina praecox, 993 nucleotides. RefSeq lists its product as uncharacterized. The record is from RefSeq and is a predicted model, not a curated record. Bases 243 to 770 code for a protein of 175 amino acids. The transcript has a single exon. Lineage: Eukaryota; Fungi; Ascomycota; Pezizomycetes; Pezizales; Pyronemataceae.